GCACCUACAAGACUAUAAACUGAUAGAACGCUUUUUGAUGAAUCUAGAAUUUCCCUGAUCGAGAAAUAGGAGUGGCAAAGUUUGCGGCUUUUGCCUUCGAGCCUGACCUUCUCAUUUUUGGGUUGUUUCCGUUCAUUGUCAAUGGGUAGGGUUGCGGUGGGCGUGGCGGUGGUCAGUGCUGCGGCGGUUUGCGCGGUGGCGGCGCUGGUGGUGCGCCACCAUAUGAAAAACUCCGGCAAGUGGGCUCGAGCAAUGGCCAUUCUGAGAGAGUUCGAGGAAAAGUGUGGAACCCCUAUUGCGAAACUCAGGCAGGUGGCCGACGCCAUGACCGUUGAGAUGCACGCCGGUCUCGCAUCCGAAGGCGGCAGCAAGCUCAAGAUGUUGAUCAGCUAUGUGGAUAAUCUCCCAACCGGAGAUGAAAAAGGGCUCUUCUAUGCAUUGGAUCUUGGCGGUACAAAUUUUCGAGUGUUGCGUGUGCAGUUGGGAGGGAAGGACAAGCAAGUUGCUAAGCAAGAAUUUGAAGAGGUUUCAAUACCUCCACACUUGAUGACUGGGUCUUCAGAAGCUCUAUUUGAUUUUAUAGCUCAAGCACUCGCAAAAUUUGUUGGGAAAGAAGGCGAAGGCUAUCACCCAGCCCCAGGUAGGCAGAGGGAACUGGGUUUUACUUUCUCCUUCCCUGUGAGACAAACAUCAAUUUCGUCGGGGACACUUAUUAAAUGGACGAAAGGAUUCAACAUUGAAGACACGGUUGGGGAAGAUGUGGUGGGUGAAUUAACUAGAGCCAUGGAAAGGCAGAAACUUGACAUGCGUGUAACGGCUUUGGUAAAUGACACAAUUGGAACGUUAGCAGGAGGUAGAUACCAUCAUAAUGGCGUAAUUGCUGCUGUGAUUUUGGGCACUGGAACAAAUGCAGCUUAUGUAGAGCGUGUCCAUGCUAUUCCCAAGUGGCAUGGGCUACUUCCUAUGUCAGGAGAAAUGGUAAUUAACAUGGAAUGGGGUAACUUCCGGUCCUCGCAUCUGCCUCUUACAGAAUUUGAUCAAGCAUUGGAUACAGAGAGUUUAAACCCUGGAGAACAGAUUUUUGAGAAGUUGAUUUCUGGUAUGUACUUGGGAGAAAUUGUUCGUAGAGUAUUGCUAAAGAUGGCUGAUGAAGCGGCUCUCUUUGGUGACACUGUUCCACCCAAACUGAAAAUUCCAUUUAUAUUGAGGACUCCCCACAUGUCUGCCAUGCAUCACGACUCAUCGCCUGACCUCAAAGUUGUUGGAAGCAAACUGAAGGAUAUUUUAGAGAUACCUAAUACCUCCUUGAAAACAAGAAAAAUCAUAGUGGAGCUCUGUGACGUAGUUGCCACGCGGGGCGCACGCCUAUCUGCUGCUGGUAUCUUAGGAAUCCUGAAGAAACUUGGAAAAGAUACUGUCCAGGAUGGAGUGAAGCAGCAGUCCGUUGUAGCAAUGGAUGGAGGGUUGUAUGAGCACUACACGAGAUUCAGAACCACCAUGGAAAGUACACUGAAGGAGCUACUUGGAGAUGGGGUAGCUGAAAACAUCGUUGUCGAGCAUUCAAAGGAUGGUUCUGGCAUCGGAGCUGCGCUGCUCGCAGCCUCUCACUCUCAAUAUCUCGAGGCAUACGAAACCUAAGGGAAAAGGGUCAAAUUGCAGGUAGUAUGCUAUGUGGAGUGUGGUAGAAGCUUUAGAUUUCGUUGAAUUUUCUGCUCUCCUUUUCACAUUAUCUCACUUUCUGAUGCCUUAGACCCUAGCUGAAGAGUUCAUUCCCAAUCCUUUAUUUAUGGUUAUUGAGAGCAUAUGAAAUGCACCAAACCUUAAAAAUGUAGCCAAACAAAGGGAGCGUGUCGGAAAACCGACACUAAGAUAAUUUUUCAUGGUUGCUAUGCAAAUAAAAAGGGCAUAAGCAUAAGCAUAAGCAAUGUGGCUGUGCUUCUAUUGAAUUUGGGUGUUA
This is a messenger RNA of Cucurbita maxima (winter squash), 1957 nucleotides long. RefSeq names its product hexokinase-1-like. Gene Ontology annotation, molecular function: ATP binding; mannokinase activity; glucokinase activity. The coding region runs from base 142 to 1638 and encodes 498 amino acids. The record is from RefSeq and is a predicted model, not a curated record. Lineage: Eukaryota; Viridiplantae; Streptophyta; Magnoliopsida; Cucurbitales; Cucurbitaceae. Gene Ontology annotation, cellular component: cytosol; mitochondrion. Gene Ontology annotation, biological process: glycolytic process; intracellular glucose homeostasis; glucose 6-phosphate metabolic process. The transcript has 9 exons.